AUGAAAAUAAUUAACGAAAAUGAAGGAUUAAAAAAAAGAAAGCGAGUAUCAAAAAAAAAUAAGAUAUCUUGGAGGAAAAAUAUCGACAUUCAGGAUGUGGAUAAUUUUUUGGAAGAUAAGAGGUUAGAGGAGCGUCUGGGUAAACCUUUCGCAAAAAGAACAGCGGCGGAGUUAUUUUUCGUGGACACGAAACCGGACGAGAGUCUUGGAAAAUUGGAAAAUGUGCCCGAAAUAAAUAGUAAGGCGGCUUAUAGGGUUGCGCUCCGAAAUUCCGAGCCAAAAUGUUAUUCCGCUUUAAAGUCUACAUCAGCAGUGCCUGAUCCAAUCGCUAAGCGUAAUCGCGUAAGAACGCCAGAGGAACGUAAGAAUCCGGUCUCUCGGCGUAUUGAAGCGCUGAGGCGGCUGAACGGUCAGCUGAAGUUGAAAGAACGGGAUGCUAUACAAAAUAAACGUCUGGAGGAAGCCAGGAGAAAAAACAGACCGAAACGUGGUGAAUAUAACCUGGACGCCUGGGAAAUUACUCCUGAACAGGUGACGAAGAUGUCCUCGGUGAUGGACACUCAGUGGUUGAGCUCAGAUACUGUUAGACAUACUCUGGCGAAUAGCGGAUUGAAUAAACGCAAGAUUCCGAAUUCUCUUUAUAAAAAAACUUCUGUCUUGCCGGCGGUUGAAGCUCCGCAUCCUGGUUUGUCUUACAAUCCAUCGUAUGAAGAUCAUCAGGAUUUAUUGAGGAAAGUUGCGGAAAAAGAAAUUAAACUGAUAAAAGAAGAAAAACAUAUUGAGAGAGUAACUACCAAAAUGUUUAAAAAGGUAUCGCCUGCAGAACAAACGAAAAAUUGGUUGAAAGAAUCGUCAGAAGGAUUACCAAAUGAUGAUGAAGAUGAUAGUAAGAAAAAGACUGGUGAUGAUAAUGAUGAUGAUGAUGAUGAUGAUGAUGAAAAUACUCUAGAUACGCCAAAAUCCAAGAAAAAACAAGAAAAAAAAACCCUCAAGCAAAGACGUAAGCAAAAAGAACAGAGAAAGUUGAAAUUAGAUUUGGCAAAGGGCAAAAUGGAGAAGAAGAAAGUCAGUGAUUUAUACAGAUUAAGAAUGUUGAAAAAAAGUAUGGAUGCCAAGGAACGCAAGAAGCAAAAGCUACGGGAGCUAAGAGAAAAAUUAAAGGCCAAAAAAGCUCUUGAACCCAAAGUCUUGUCCAAGAAUAAGUACGAAGAGCCAGAGAUUGACUUUCAAAUGGGCCAUGAGCUUAAGGGUAAUUUACGUUCUACUAAACCUUCGACAAAUUUACUCAGUGAUCGCUUCAAGUCGCUCCAGCAGAGGAGUAUCGUUGCUCCAAGUAAUCGUAUAUUGAAACUUAACAAGGCAAAGGUUAAAAAGUUCAUUAAAGCUGAUCACAAAAUAACAAUGCCGAAAGUUAAGAAAAAUAAAUAA
This is a messenger RNA of Cotesia congregata, 1428 nucleotides long. The record is from the annotation of a GenBank genome assembly. Lineage: Eukaryota; Metazoa; Arthropoda; Insecta; Hymenoptera; Braconidae.